This is a messenger RNA of Closterium sp. Naga37s-1, 4035 nucleotides long. The record is from the annotation of a GenBank genome assembly. NCBI's taxonomy places the organism in Eukaryota, Viridiplantae, Streptophyta, Zygnematophyceae, Desmidiales, Closteriaceae.
AUGAUCUGCGCGGCAUGCGCUUUUACGUACUGGCGUUUCUACAUAGUGGGUCGGGGCAAGAACAAGGAUCAGAAGCGCAUCCUCAAGAUUGACCGAUCUGAGCCGUCGGAGCUGGUGCUGGUGGAGGAUCCGACGGUGUACACCGCUCGACAGUGCUCUGCUCUGCUGCAGCAACUCGCAGAGGGCAAUCGCAGCUCCGGGGGGCUUCGCUUGGUCACCAAGGCCUAUGGCAUCGUCGGGUGUGUGCGCUUCCUAGAGCCCUGGUACCUCAUUCUGGUGCGGCGCCGGCAGCAGGUGGGGUGCAUGAGGGGGCAUGCAGUGUUCCGCAUCGAAGAGAGUCUCGUGCUCACCGUGCCCCACGCCAGCGUGCACACGAGCGUGGCUUCCAGCACCAUGGAGCAGCGGUACAAGAGGCUGCUGUCAGGGGUGGACCUCACAAAGGACUUCUUCUACUCGCACUCCUACCCCGUCAUGCGCUCGCUACAAGACAACGUCUGCCGUACCGUCGCCGGGUGCACCGAGUGUGGCAGCAGCUGCAUGUCCCAUAUGGAUCACAUGGCCCACAUGGCCCACGAGCACAUGUUUGUGUGGAACGCCUUCCUCACACGCCCCAUCCGCCAUGCCCUCGGCACCAACCGCUGGACUCUCGCUCUCUCCCACGGCUUCUUCCACCAGGAGCGCAUGUCCAUCUUCGGGCGGGUCAUCUCACUUGUCUUAAUCGCCCGCCGCUCGCGCCACUUUGCCGGCACGCGUUAUCUCAAGAGGGGGGUGAACGACCGGGGGCGAGUGGCCAACGAGGUGGAGGUGGAGCAGCUGCUGCUCGACCACUCCCACGAACCCAUCCUACCGCCUCCCACCGCUCUGCACCGUGAACCCAUCCUACCUACCGCAUUGCACCGUCAGCCUAUGCCUGUUUCCACUCACCCAUCCGUCCCCACCUCUCAUCCCCAGCAACACCAAUCCAUUUACCAUCAUAGGCAGCAGCAACAUGCCACGUCGCCACCCCCUUCCCCUGCCUCCUCCUCGCCUUUUCUGCUCAUCCAGCCCUUCCCAUCCCUCCCCUCCUCCACAACUCACCCUCCUCCUAUCAGCCCCAGAGAAUACCUUUCCCAGAUAACACCUGUUUUCAUGGAUGGUUCUGCAGGUUACGCAGCAGUUACAGGUUCACCAGCAGAAGCGACGGCGGUGGCGGCAGCGGCAGCAGCAGCGGCAGCAGCAGCGGUGGCGGUGGCAGCGGUGGGGGCGGCGUCAGCAGCAGCGGUGCCAGCGAUGGCGAGUGUGGUGCAGGUGAGGGGAUCCAUUCCCCUCUUCUGGUCGCAGCAGGCAUCAAGACUCAGCCCCAAGCCAGACAUCGUGUUGCAUCGCUACGACCCCAUGUACACGGCAGCGCGGCUGCACUUUGAGAACCUCAUGGAGCGGUACGGCCGCCCCAUCAUCAUCCUUAACCUCAUCAAGACAGUGGAGAAGCACCCUCGUGAGAUGAUUCUUCGGAGGGAGUUCGCGAUGGCAGUGGCGUAUCUCAACCGCGUGCUGCCCCGCCCCUCCGCCCUCACCUACAUCCACUGGGACUUCUCCCGCUACGCCAAGAGUGCAAACGCAGGCACCACUCCAGCAGGGGUCACCAGUGCUGCAGCAAGCGCACUCAGCACUCUCACCACCACUCCCAACGUACCCACCAUUCCCAACACACCCACCACACUUCACACCCUUACCAGUCAUCCCAGUCCCUUCUCCUCCUUCCCCUCCUCCUCCCUCAUCCCCUCCUCCUCCUCCUCCCUCAUCCCCCCGUCCUCCCCUUCUGCUUCCUCCUUCUCGCUCUCACCUCCUUCGCUCUCUCCUCGCGCCACCAACACCAGCGGCACCAACGUCCAAGCAAGCAGUGGCAGCGGCAGUAGCACCGGCGCCAGUGCGGAAAAUGGCAGCAGCAGUGGGAGCAAGGGCAGUGUGGCGGAGGGGGUGUUGGGUGCGCUGGCAGCGAUCGCUAGAGAGUGCCUUGCCAAGACUGGCUUCUUUUACUCCGGCCAGCUCGCCAGGGCUGCCACCAAGACGUGCUUCUCGUCCCGCCCCGCCGCCCCUCCCGCUGCUGCCGCCGCUGCUGCUGUACCCAGCACAACCGGACCGGAGGAGGGGGGCGGAAUCAGACCAAGCAGCAAGGGAGGAGCAGCUGCAGCAGCAGCAGCAGCGCAGGAGGAGGAGGCAGGGAGAUGGGUGCGUCCCCCACAGCUGCAGCAAGGAAUAGUCCGAACCAACUGUCUGGACUGCCUGGACCGCACCAACGUGGCCCAGUUCGUGUUCGGUCGAGAGGCCCUUGCCCACCAGCUCUACUCCUUGGGAAUCACAGAUUCGCCGCACCUGGACAGCAAGAGCGACGUGGGGAGGCGGCUGCAGGGGAUGUACAUCGCGAUGGGGGACGCCCUGGCGCUGCAGUAUGGGGGGUCGGCGGCGCACAACCUGGUGAUUGCUGAACGGCCCGGCACGUGGCGGUCUACGCUGCAGUCUCAGGAGGUGCUCAAGUCGCUGCAUCGGUACUACAGCAAUGCCAUCACAGACGCUGAGAAGCAAGACGCUAUCAACCUCUUUCUGGGUCACUUCCAGCCGCGGGCAGGGCAGGGAGCCAUCUGGGAACUGGGGUCGGACCAGCACCUGCAUGGAGCCACAGGGAGGGGCGCUCAGGCGGGGGAGGUGGGGGCGGAACAGGGGCAGCUGGGGUUGAGUGGAGGGAGGGGAGUGGAGGGGGGUGGAAUGAUGGGAGCAGCAGCCAUGCCGUCUGCUUCCUUCUCGCCCAGCCUCGCAUCGCUCCCCGAUGUGUCCGAUGCCCCACCUCCUCCCAUGGACCUCGCACUCCUCCCCUCCCACGUACCCCUGUGGCUGCCCUCCCCUCCUCCACCCCCCUCUCCCCCUCCUCCCGCUUCUCACGCUCCCUCCUCCCGCCCCUCUCCCCCACCUGCCUCGCUCAAGCUCACCUCCUUUGACCGCCUGCUGGGGGCAGGCGCUGCAGCAGCAGGGGGAGGUACAGCCGUGCGAGUCUACCCUGAAAACAGCAGGGGGAGUGGCAGUCAGGGUGGUGGUUUGAGGAAGGAGGGCGGCGACAGGGUUGUGCAGGAUUGGAGAGGUGUGAGGGGAGGUGGAGAGGUGUGUGGUGGUGGGAAGGGAUUGGGGAGGGGAAGAGGUGCGGAGGUGGUUGAUCCGAGGGAAUGGGCUGGGGAGUUGAAGGAGUGUGGGUAUGUGUUUCUGCACGAGAUCACGCCAGAUACUCCACACAGUGCUGCCGUUGCUGCUGCUGCGGGUUCUACUGGUCCAGCUGCUUUUGGUGCUGGUAGCAGCAGUGUGGGAGCAGCGAGGGCUGCGUAUCCGGCAUUGCGGAGAGAUGGAGGGGAGGCGAGUGCGUUGCACCUGGCGCAUGCAUGCAUGGACGGCUCUUCAUGGCACUUCUACCAGAGGCCAUGUCCUGGAUACACCCUCAUCAACCUUCCUGCAACCCUCAUCAACUUCUCUUCACCCCUCAACACCUCUCCCCCACGCCGUUUUUGCUCUCCCUUCUCUCAACCCCCGGCACCCACCAGCUUCCUCGCAUCCAUUUCAUCCUCGGCAACACGAGGAGUGAGGGGCGAGGUAUCCUGGGGGCACUACCUCGCAUCCGUGCCCUCCCUCAUCCCCGGCAACACCUUGGCUUCUGUGGGGGGUGACGGUGCACACACACACGAGCAGUCGGGCAUGCAGGGAGCAUGGCCUUUAGAGCUGCAGGGCUUUGGUGCACUUAACAGCCCAGGAGUGACGAGAGGAGGAGGGGGGGAGGCGCCAAGGCUGGAUGAGAUGCUGGGAGGGUGGGCCGUGGCAGAGGCAGCAGUGGAAGACGCGAGGAGAGCAGAGGAAGCAGAGGAGGUGGUGCGAAAAAAAGCGGAGCUUUUGGGUGGUGACUAUGGGGUGAGUGUGCCCCAUGUGCUGCCUGCUGUGGUGUGUGCUGGGCUCAUGGAUGGGUGGGUGGCACAGAGUCAGGCUGACAUGAGAGCACCGUUCCAGCCGUUGCCGUACUGA